CCUCUUCACUGAUUUGGUCCACUACAGGCUGUCUUCUGUAUCUCCUCAUCACCUCCCAGGAACUCCUUUGGUUUGUUGACUGCAUUUUUCCAGAGACUUGAUUUUUAAAGGUGGAUACAAUGCUGCGAUUCUUUAUAUUUCUACUCUCACUUGCUCCUUUUGUGUUAACCGAGGGGACAGAAAGUUGCAAAGGCACUGAGUGUCAGCCAAACACUUGGCACAAUGUAAGAUGCUCGACAGACGACGACUGCGAUCAGCCAAACACCACGUGCUACAAACGUGUCUGUAGGUGUCACCCCGGGUACUUCUAUACCACACACGACACGUGUACUGACACUUGUAGCCCAGACGACAUGCAGGACAGCUUCACAGAGUAUCCUGACAGCGCUCUACGUGCAAAUCUCAUUGGUAGCGAGGAUGGACUCACUGUGGAAGACUGCAAGGGCAGGUGUCAGACUAACAAGACUUGCCUCACCUUUGAUUUCAAAGCCAGUGGAGGUCUGUGCCGGCUUCAUGGUGUCACCUCUCGUCAUUCCCCCUCACAGUGGUCUCCUAAGACGAGCAAAGGCUGGACUCACUACCAGAGAUCAUGCAACUCCAUUUUUGCCUCACGCGAUAACUGGCACAACUUAUUGUGUAACAGCAAGAUUGAUUGUACUGACAUAAACAGCGACUGUUUGUCAGGACGAUGUCUAUGUCGUCCAGGCUUCAUGUUCAAUCAAGCAAAGAAGGAGUGUGUUGUUACAAGCGAGCUGAAGAAGUGGCACAACACAAGCUGCUCGACAGACGACGACUGCGAUGCGCACCACGCCGAGUGCUACAAACGUGUCUGUAGGUGUCACCCCGGGUAUUUCUACACCACACACGACACGUGUACUGACACUUGCAGACCAGACGACAUGCAGGACAGCUUCACGGAGUAUCCUGACAGCGCUCUACGUGAAAACCUCAUUGAUCGCCGGGAUGGACUCACUGUGGAAGCCUGCAAGGGCAGGUGCCAGACAAACAAGCAUUGCCUCACCUUUGAUUUCAAAGCCAGUGGAGGUCUGUGCCGGCUUCAUAAUGUCACCGCUCAUGAGUCUCCCUCCGACUGGUCUCCUAAGACGAGCAAAGGCUGGACCCACUACCAGAAAUCCUGCAAGUCCACUUUUGCCUCACACGAUAACUGGUACAACUUAUUGUGUAACAGCAGGGUUGAUUGUCAUCACCCACACAGCGAUUGUUUGUCAGGACGAUGUCUAUGUGAUUCAGGGUUAUACUUCAGUCAAGAAAGGAAGGAGUGUGUUUUUGCAAGGUAUUGUGUAGACUUGGUGGGAACAGGCGCCAAGAGUGGUGUGUACACCAUUUGGCUACCAUACUACAACGGACCUCUCAGAGUGUGGUGUGAUAUGGACACUGCGGGCGGAGGCUGGCUGGUCAUUCAGAGACAUCACUACUACGUAUAUAACCCAGAUGAGUUUGUUGACUUCAACCGGAACUUCGAACAAUAUGAACAAGGUUUUGGUAACAUCUCUGGAGAGUUCUGGCUGGGCCUAGACGCGAUUUUCUUACUGACAUCGUUUGGACCAGAGGAUCUGCGCUUGAGAGUGGAGCUGGUGACUGAGUCAGGGACAUACUGGGCGCAAUACGACUAUUUCAUUUUGCACGGUCCUUUCCUUAACUACUCACUUGACGCGCGGCGCUACUCGGGUACCGCAGGAGAUGGGUUGACAGCUAGUUCCGGACACCCGUUUCAAACCUAUGACCGAAAUCAGUACCGCUGUGUCACAUAUAGUGUAGGCGCCUGGUGGUACCCGCGUGACUGCGCCGGCGAAGCUAACCUCAACACCCCUGAUAAAAUCCACAUGUUUUGGGCUUACAUCUACCAGCUGAAGUUCUCGGAGAUGAAGGUUAAGCCACAUUCUCUGAGAUGAAGACCUUGUCUCCUGUACUCACUGCUUACACCGCCAGUCGACUGUUCACUGUUCACUACAGGUUCCACUGAUGAUGUGAGCUCAGUGUACAUUAAUCUUUCUCAAUACUCUACAUCUGACUGUAGUACAGACUACUGUACUUUAAUUGUUUACUUUGAGUAUAUUGCCUGGUGAUUCUAUUCUACAUGUGUUGUAUUACUUCUUUCACAUUUGCAUUUGCUCUGAUAAACUAACAUGUUUACAAACGUAAAGUCUAAGUUUAAUUAAUUAAUUUAGCACUAAUUGUGUCUGGGUUGUAGUCAACGUGUAAUGAAGUGUAGCUACACACCUGAUAGUUUAUACUAAACAUGUCAUGAACUAUAUAUUAGCUAUACACCUAAUAGCUAAUAGUAAACGUGUCAUGAACUAUAUAUUAGCUAUACACCUGAUAGUUUAUAGUAAACGUGUC
Messenger RNA from Pomacea canaliculata, 2361 nucleotides. RefSeq names its product tenascin-like. The transcript has 12 exons. The coding region runs from base 120 to 1913 and encodes 597 amino acids. NCBI's taxonomy places the organism in Eukaryota, Metazoa, Mollusca, Gastropoda, Architaenioglossa, Ampullariidae. The record is from RefSeq and is a predicted model, not a curated record.